Messenger RNA from Chanos chanos (milkfish), 3630 nucleotides. RefSeq names its product ADAM metallopeptidase with thrombospondin type 1 motif, 3 (gene adamts3). Gene Ontology annotation, cellular component: extracellular matrix. Gene Ontology annotation, biological process: proteolysis; extracellular matrix organization. Gene Ontology annotation, molecular function: metalloendopeptidase activity. Lineage: Eukaryota; Metazoa; Chordata; Actinopteri; Gonorynchiformes; Chanidae. The transcript has 23 exons. The record is from RefSeq and is a predicted model, not a curated record. Bases 1 to 3630 code for a protein of 1209 amino acids.
AUGGUUCUCCUGUCACUAAGAUUACUUUUAGUAGGAGUUGUUGCAAGUUUGACUUCAGCCGAUUUGACUGGUGAAGUAGAUAAAGAAGACUUCCUGAAGAGUAGACUGAAGGAGUAUGGACUGGUCACGCCCAUCAGCACUGAUUCGGAGGGGCACUUCCUGUCACACCUCCUCUCAGCCAGUCACAAGCAGCGUGUCAGGCGGGAUGUCCCGGAAGGGUCGGAGCAGGGUGGAGAGAGGAUGUUUUUUAACAUCACCGCCUUUGGGAAGGAGUUCCACCUCCGACUACACCCAAACAAGCGGCUGGUGGCUCCCGGAGCUAUGGUGGAGUGGCACGAUGAGGUGGAGGCAUCGGACAGCAGCGGAGAGGUGGAGAACGGGACGAGUGUACUUAUAGAACGGAUCGUGAGGAGGGAGCCACUGAAGACUGACUGUACUUUUAUUGGAGAUGUCACAGACAUGCCAGGAGCAUCAGUUGCCAUUAACAACUGUGAUGGUCUGGCUGGAAUGAUCCGCACCGACUCUGACGAAUAUUUCAUCGAGCCUCUGGAACGAGGAAGACAAGAACAUGAGGAAGGAGGAAGAGUACACGUUGUCUACAGGAGAUCAGCGGUCGUUCAGACACCCUCAGACAUCUUUAUGGAUUACCAGCCCAAAGACUCGGAGCUGGAUGUCCUAACGACUCUGGACACCAUGGCUGAACAGGUCAACCAGACGGUGCGGAGACGCAGGCACGCUGGAGAUGAUGACUACAACAUUGAAGUGCUCUUGGGAGUUGACGAUUCCGUUGUGCGUUUCCAUGGAAAAGAGCACGUGCAAAACUAUCUCCUUACUCUCAUGAACAUUGUGAAUGAGAUCUAUCAUGACGAAUCACUAGGCGUUCAUAUAAACGUGGUGUUAGUGAGAAUGAUCAUGUUGGGCUAUGCAAAGUCCAUUAGCCUGAUUGAACGUGGAAACCCAUCACGGAGCCUGGAGAACGUGUGCCGCUGGGCCUUCGUCCAGCAGAAAGAGGACCCAGAACAUUCUGAACAUCAUGACCAUGCCAUCUUCCUCACCCGCCAGGGCUUCGGUCCCACCGGCAUGCAGGGGUAUGCCCCUGUCACUGGGAUGUGCCACCCUGUCCGCAGCUGCACUCUGAAUCAUGAAGAUGGAUUCUCCUCCGCCUUUGUGGUGGCCCAUGAAACGGGACAUGUGCUGGGGAUGGAGCACGAUGGCCAAGGAAAUCGGUGCGGCGAUGAGACGGCCAUGGGUAGUGUCAUGGCUCCACUGGUGCAGGCUGCCUUCCAUCGCUACCACUGGUCAAUGUGCAGUGGACAGGAGCUGAAGAGAUACCUCCACUCUUAUGACUGUCUGCUGGAUGAUCCCUUUAAACAUGACUGGCCACACAUCCCAGAGCUGCCUGGAAUCAACUACUCCAUGGACCAACAGUGUCGCUUUGACUUUGGCGUCGGUUACAAAAUUUGCACAUCAUUCCGCACAUUUGACCCCUGUAAGCAGCUGUGGUGUAAUCACCCAGAUAACCCCUACUUCUGCAAGACCAAGAAAGGGCCGCCACUGGACGGCACAGAGUGCGCGCCUGGGAAGUGGUGUUACAAAGGUCACUGCAUGUGGAAGAAUGCCAACCAGGUGAAGCAGGACGGGGCCUGGAGUGCCUGGAGCAAAUUUGGCUCCUGCUCUCGCUCCUGUGGGACCGGCGUUCGCUUCAGGACAAGACAGUGCAACAGCCCUGUGCCAUCUAACGGCGGGCAGGACUGUCCUGGUGUAAACUAUGAAUAUCAGCUGUGUAACACUGACGACUGCCCCAAACACUUUGAGGACUUCAGAGCCCAGCAAUGCCAACUCAGGAACUCCCACUUUGAGUAUCAGAAUGCCAAACACCACUGGCUACCCUAUGAACACCCCGAUGCAAACAAAAGAUGCCAUCUGUACUGUCAGUCAAAGGAGACUAGCGAAGUGGCGUACAUGAAGCAGCUGGUGCAUGAUGGGACGCGAUGCUCGUACAAGGACCCGUAUAGUAUCUGUGUACGGGGGGAGUGCGUGAAAGUGGGCUGUGAUAGAGAGAUUGGCUCUAAUAAAGUCGAGGAUAAGUGUGGAGUGUGUGGAGGAGACAACUCUCACUGUCGGACAGUGAAAGGGACUUUUACACGUACGCCCAAGAAAGCCGGGAAAACCAGAGGAGCUUUCUCACUGCCACGGGGAGCACGACAUGUGUUCCUGAAUGAAACAGAGGACUCUAAGAAUGUUCUUGGUUACCUAAAGAUGUUUCUCAUUCCCCCUGGGGCCAGGCAUGUGAUGAUUCAGGAACACGAGGCAUCACCUCAGACUCUCGCUAUCAAGAACCAGGCAACGGGUCACUACAUCCUGAAUGGAAAAGGGGAGGAGGUGAGGUCACGCACUUUUAUUGACAUGGGAGUGGAAUGGGAUUACAUCAUCGAGGGAGACGUGGAGACCCUGCACACGGAUGGACCACUCCACGAUGCUGUCAUUGUUCUGAUUAUACCUCAGGACAAUGAGACAAGGUCCUCACUGAUGUAUAAAUACGUAAUACAUGAAGACUCAGUCCCUAUAAACAACAAUAACGUCAUUCAGGAAGACACAUACGAGUGGGCACUGAAGAGCUGGUCGCAGUGCUCACGGCCAUGUGCCGGAGGGUUUCAGUAUACCAAAUAUGGCUGCCGAAAGAAAGGGGACAGCAAGAUGGUUCACAAAAGCUACUGCGACGUCAGCAAGAAACCCAAACCAAUCCGCAGAAUGUGUAACCUGCAGGACUGCACACAGCCACAGUGGAUUGCUGAGGAAUGGGAGCAUUGCACCAAGACGUGUGGGAGUCUGGGCUAUCAGAUCCGCACCGUGCGCUGCAUGCAGUUUCUCCACGAGGGCACCAAUCGCUCCAUCCACAGCAAAUACUGCAGUGGAGAGAAGCCAGAGAGCCGCAGGCCCUGCAACCGAGUCCCUUGCCAGGCCCAGUGGAGAACCGGAACAUGGUCUGAGUGCUCAGUGACCUGCGGAGAGGGUGUGGCCCGACGCCUGGUCACAUGUCGCAUUGGAGAUCAGUGCACCGGAGAGAAACCUGAAACAGUGCGAACAUGCAGGCCUGGCCCAUGCCACGACGAGCCAUGUGGAGGAGAUAAAUCUAUAUUCUGUCAGAUGGAGGUACUGGCCCGAUACUGUUCCAUCCCAGGCUACAACAAGCUUUGCUGUGAGUCCUGCAGCAAGCGAGGAGGAGGCACUCUGGCCCCUUUCCUGGCUGAGGCAGCUGGGAAGGAGGAGGACAUACGUUUUGGUUCAGCCUCACAGCUCUUGGAGACCUUGACAGCAUCUGCCAACUACACCGGAGGCUUUCCUAUGCUCCACCCACAGCAGAGAGGGUCCACACCACAGGCCCGUACUCCGAAACAGCACUCCAACACCACGCCACACAAACCCAGUGGCAGCGAGAACAGUAAGCCUCCCAGGCGCGCAGUUACACUGAGCCAGCCCAGGGCAAGGAACCUGCCAACUGCGGGCACCCACGACACACCAGCUCCCAAGGUCAGGAAAACUAGGAAUGCCAGGAACGGAACUUCACAGCAGGGGGACGGUUCCAGAGAGAGCAGGCAACCAUCGGUGUCUUCAGAGGUGGAGAGAUGA